Messenger RNA from Solanum verrucosum, 564 nucleotides. RefSeq lists its product as uncharacterized. The transcript has a single exon. Lineage: Eukaryota; Viridiplantae; Streptophyta; Magnoliopsida; Solanales; Solanaceae. The record is from RefSeq and is a predicted model, not a curated record. Bases 1 to 564 code for a protein of 187 amino acids.
AUGUGUAUCGUUUUCGAUAGGCAUGCAAGCAUUAUUAAGGCAGCUUCGAGAGUCUAUGAUGAAGUACCUCAUUUUGCGUGUAUGUGGCAUUUACUACAAAACAUAAUGAAAAACUUCAGAAAAAGUCAGCAAAGGGUAACUGAGUUGUUCUACUCUAUGGCAAAAACAUACACCAUGACAGAAUUUAAUCAACGUAUGACAAUAGUUGAGAAAAUAGAUAAGAGGAUCAAAGAUUACUUGCUGAACAUUGGAUACAACAAAUGGUCGCGUGUGCAUGCUGAAGUAAACAGAACUUGGAUGAUGACGUCAAAUAUAGCAGAAUCAGUCAAUUCAAGAACAAGACAUGCCAAAGUUCUUACAGUCUUACACCUCUUGGAAUUCAUGAGACAGCUUGUCCAGAAAUGGAAUAACAAUAAUAGAUCAAAGGCGACAUUUUCAGGUUUUCACCUUGGAAAAAAGUAUGAAAAUAUAUUGCAGCGCAAUAAAACUGCAUCAGAGAAAUUAAGGGUAUGCUUGAUCUGUAAAUUAUUUUUGCUAAUAUUUUUUCUUCUGAUUCAUAUCUAA